Ipomoea nil (Japanese morning glory) is the source of this 1113-nucleotide messenger RNA. RefSeq lists its product as uncharacterized. Bases 1 to 1113 code for a protein of 370 amino acids. The record is from RefSeq and is a predicted model, not a curated record. The transcript has a single exon. Lineage: Eukaryota; Viridiplantae; Streptophyta; Magnoliopsida; Solanales; Convolvulaceae.
AUGAAACAGCCGCCAGGGUAUGAAGACCCAAAUCACCCUGAUCAUGUGUGUCAUCUACAACGGUCUUUAUAUGGACUCAAGCAAGCCCCUCGGGCGUGGUUCAAAAGACUGCAUGAUUAUUUGCUCUCUACAGGUUUUUCGUCCUCAAAGACAGACGUGUCUCUCUUUCAUUACUCAACCGAUACCUCUCGAGUAUACUUACUCGUAUACGUCAACGACAUUAUUAUGAUGGGCAAUGAUCCCACGCUCAUUACCUCUCUACUUAAGCGUUUGUUCACAACUUUCAAGAUACGAGACCUUAGCGCGCCCGGGUUCUUCCUCGGCAUUGAAACUAUAAAGAUCGACGAUGGCCUCAUGUUGUCUCAACGCAGGUAUAUGAAUGACAUUUUAACUCGGGCGGGUAUGACGGACUGCAAGCCUUUAGCUAUGCCGGCUGCAGUGACUCAGCCAGUAUCAACUACUACCACCCCGCAUGACAACCCGACACAAUAUCGUCGUGUCGUUGGGGCUCUGCAGUAUUUAACUAUCACGAGGCCGGAUCUCUCAUAUUCUGUGAAUCGCCUAUGUCAGUUCAUGCACUCUCCGACUACUGAUCAUUGGGCCUUGGUCAAAAGGGUGCUACGAUACAUUAAGGGUAUUCUAGAUUACGGUCUCCACAUCACAGUCUCAUACUCCGCUGUUAUUCAUGCCUUUUCUGACUCUGACUGGGCAGGGUGUCCGCUUGAUAGGAAGAGCACUGGUGGCUAUGCAGUGUUCUUAGGGAAAAAUCUGAUCUCAUGGCUUUCCAGGAAACAGCGUACAGUUGCUCGGUCGUCUACUGAAGCCGAGUACAAAGCUCUCGCAGAUGUGGCUGCAGAGGUAACGUGGGUUGUCUCGUUGCUCAGGGAACUUGGACUUCACACCGGUGACCCACCCACUCUAUGGUGUGACAAUUUAGGUCCAACUUACUUGUGUGUGAAUCCAGUCUUUCACACCGGAACUAAACAUGUGGAAAUUGAUUUCCACUUCAUUCGGGACAAGGUGGCUUCUGGGGACAUGCUGGUUCAUUUUGUGUUGACUAAAGACCAGCUCGCAGAUAUUUUCACCAAACCGCUGCCAGGGCCGCGUUUUUAA